AGUUCAGUGCUGGGGCUUUGUCUUGUAAACAUGCAGCAUUUUCUGUCUUCGUGUCUGGAUCUAGAACAGUGUCACUCAGCAAGAGCAGGAAGCCACUUACUGUCUUGCAAGGCCAGCACCAAAGCCUAAGGAGAAAUCAAGGGCCACUGAGCACAAGUUACUUCUGAGGGUUAUGGGCUGGAUUUUAGAAUGUGUCCGCGUGCCUCAAGGGGAAGCUGCCGGCGCUCGAGCAUGUAGCUUUGUCUUCGCGGGGCCUUGGCACGAGCCGUUAUUUAAAUGCAGGGUUAGCGGUAGGUCACAGCCGGCCGCGCCUGCGGGAUGUUUCAUUGUUUCUCGUUCUCCAGGCGGUGGGGUCGGGAGGAUGGCACCUUCGCAGUGGUGUUCGGGUCUGAUUUAAGGCGAAUCAUAGCUGCUUCAGUUUUUCAAUCCCCUAAACUAAGUCAGGAUGAUUCAUCUGUUUUUUGACAGCACCCACUUAUAGAAGGUGGGUUUGAGCCGUGUGCCUCUUCAUUCAGUCGCUGUGUGUCAAAAUUAUCAGUGCUUGUCUGAUCCCCAUUAGCGACUUAAAACUAUAAAUAUAAAAAUAUAAAAAAUACUAUAGCAGGAACUCACUGCCAUCUAUUCUAUACCGUUCUACAUCCAUUCUGCUCUCCGGCAGUGGCUGUGGCCGGGGUUGGGGGUGGGGUGCAGGGGCAGCCCAGAACCCGCCUGGGCGGUGUCUGGAGCACGACGGUGGCUCCGCACCUGCCCCCGCCGUGACCCGGACACGGAGCGUGGCUGGGGCGGGGAGCCGGGGAUCGUGACCCUCCGCAGGGACGGAGCCUCGCCGCGGGAGGAAGGCAGGGGCUGCCGCGUGUCCCUGUCUCUUACCUCGCACCUAUUUCACAGACAUUUCACACCUUCUCCCCGCUCUGCCCGGCGGGGCUGCAGCUGGCCCAAGCCUGCGGUGUUCUCGCGGGGAAUCUCGCCGGCGUUCUUCUCCCAGGAAAACGGGUGAGAAACAGCCCGACGAGGGUUUUACAUUUUACAGUAACUGCCUAGGCUGCCCGGGCCUGUCGUGUGCCAUUUUGGAGAAAUUUCACCAAAUUAACUUCACCUAAAUGUCUCUGGACUUAAUGUUUCAGUAGUUUUUAACCUGUAAUCAGUGGGUGUAAAUGCUAGAGUCAGUCUCUGAGUUUUGGGAGAAGUUUAAUAUGUCUUUCUGAGCUCAGUUUUCUCAACUGCGAACCUGUUGUGUCUUUAGCUUUUCAGAGCUGUUUUAGGCCUAGUUUUAUUUAAAGCAUUUUGAGGUCCGUAGACUGCUUUUAACAGCACACUGAAUUUCUUUCCUUUGAAAAAAAUUAAAAGCAUACCAUAGAAUCUAAAAAUAGGAGAUAAAGAGUUUUUAUCUAACCACAACUUCGUGCAUUGCAUAGAAAAAGCUUCCAAUAGGACAUGAUGAUGAACGAGUUCAUGGCCAUGUUAAAGAAGAAUGAAAAUGAGCAGCCCCCACCCACCAAGCUGUUGAAUCUAGCAGAACAGCUUUGCCGGGAGCUCGAAAGCUCGACUCCAGGUCUGGAGAAGCUGGUUGAAGCCAUGAUGGAAUGCAGGAACAAGAGAUAUUUUCUCACUAACAUCCAUGUUGUCCGGGCCUGUGUGUCUGUUCAUAUCCAUAAAGGGCAACAUGAUGCAGCCUGCAGACUCCUGGAGUAUUGCAAGGCAGAAGAGAAGGAAGAGCUGGUGCAGCUUUGGCAUGAGAUUCACUACCGGAGGCUGAUGGAGAAACACCAGACAGAUGUUCUGACAGCACUGCAGAAAUUCCGUUGCAGGAAGAGGAAUCCUCCACCUAUUUCCAUUUGUCCCGAAGGUUUGAAGAGUCGAAACUACUCAGAAGAAGUUCGCCAGCAGCUGUACAGGUUUGCUGCAGAGGUGACAGCAAAUCCCAACAAAAAACAGCGGGAGGAAUUGGCUCGGGACAUGAACCUGCAGCCAACUCAGAUCUAUAACUGGUUUGCAAAUUAUCGACGACGUCAAAAAUCCCGCCGUCUUGGUAAGAAAGAGCUCAACCAUUCACGUCCUGAGAGAGCUUUGGCUUCCCACACAAAUGAGCCACAGGAUAAAGGAUCCAGCACUCCACAAACUGCAGGUUUGUCUCUUCCUAAUGGGUUCAGGAUGUGGUCCAGAGAGGCUGUCGCUCCAGAGGAGCAGACACUGCUAAGGCCUUGUGCAAUGACAGGUGAAAAGAGAUGCCUGGCUUUAAAGAGGCACCAAGUGAAAGCACAUACAAAGGAAGCAGAAGGUUUUAGCUCUCAGAUUCUGGAAUCAGGACGGUGUACUCCAGGAAAACCCAAUGGAUCUCAUACGGGCAUCAGCCCUGAGCAAAUGGAGAUAACCCUCAUGCCCUGUGAGCCAGGAUGGGAGCAGUCAGCUGCAGCUCUGUAUAAGCCUCCUGAAGGAUCAUUUUUAAAGAUGCUGGAAUCCAGGUGA
Messenger RNA from Oenanthe melanoleuca, 2466 nucleotides. RefSeq names its product anomalous homeobox (gene ANHX). Gene Ontology annotation, cellular component: transcription regulator complex; nucleus. The transcript is spliced from 6 exons. Bases 1435 to 2466 code for a protein of 343 amino acids. Gene Ontology annotation, biological process: regulation of transcription by RNA polymerase II. NCBI's taxonomy places the organism in Eukaryota, Metazoa, Chordata, Aves, Passeriformes, Muscicapidae. Gene Ontology annotation, molecular function: RNA polymerase II cis-regulatory region sequence-specific DNA binding; DNA-binding transcription factor activity, RNA polymerase II-specific. The record is from RefSeq and is a predicted model, not a curated record.